AUGGUGAUCACUGUAGAUCAACAACAAGAUAUUGGAAAGGCUAUAUCAUGUGCAGCUCAAUAUGUGCGCAAUGCUGACGUACUAUUGAUAGCAGCGGGUGCUGGAAUGGGUGUUGAUGCUGGCAUUCCAGAUUACUACGGUGGCAUUCAUAUUGCACAUCCACGUCUAGCAGAAAUCGGACUAAGUCUAUAUGACUUAUCCAAUCAUGCAUUGUUCGAGCGCAAUCCCGCAUUAGCUUGGGGACAUUGGACUACGAGACAGCGUGAAUACAUGAAUGUAAUGCCACAUGUUGGGUAUCAUAUGCUUCAUACUUGGAAUAAAUGUAAUAAAAGCAAUGUACGUGUUAUAACAACAAAUUUGGAUCACCAUUUUGUACGUACAGGUUUCUCACUCGACAGUAUAUUUGAGAUGCAUGGAUCAAUGUAUGAUGCACAGUGUGUGCAUGGCUGUGGUGUAAGUCCAUGGCCACUUGAUAUUGAAAAUAUGCCAUCAGUUGACUUGGACACAAUGCUACUACUUGAACCACCACCACGAUGUAUACAAUGUGGUGGUCUAGCACGUGUAUGUACCCAAUUGGCGGUUGAUGAUCACUGGAAUGCACCACAUGUUGAGGUUGCACGUAUGCGUCACGAGACAUUCUUUCGUGAAUUGUCAGCUGAACAAGCACUGACUGUUCUAGAAAUUGGAUGUGGUACUGUGAUGAACAAAGUGCGGACAGAAGCAGCACGUAUUGUAGCAGAACACCGCAUACGUGGAGGUCGUGCAAUACAUAUUCGAAUUAAUUCAUAUCAAGCAAAUAUUGAUCAGCAUGAAGAUAACAUUUCGUUGCCUCUUGGUGCAUUAGAAGCAUUACGCAAAAUCAAUCAGUUGGUAACCAAUUGA
This is a messenger RNA of Adineta steineri, 882 nucleotides long. The record is from the annotation of a GenBank genome assembly. NCBI's taxonomy places the organism in Eukaryota, Metazoa, Rotifera, Eurotatoria, Adinetida, Adinetidae.